AAAAUGUUGAAAUUGUUUGUACUUUUGCAAAUGGUAUGGCUUAUCAUACCUUAUAUUAAAGGAGAGUGCGUUUCGAAGGGAGACAUAGUUUUUCUACUAGAUGAGUCUGGCAGUAUCGGAUCGCUAAACUUUGAACGAAUCAAGACAUUCGUCAGCUCCGUUGUAGGUCACUUCAAAGUAGGAAACGAUUCAAAUCAAUUCAGUGUAGUCAACUUUGCGUCCUCUUCUAGAGAAAUAUUUCCACUCAACAGAUAUCACACAGUAUCUGGCCUUCAAUCUGCUAUAACUUCCAUUUCAUUCAACAGCGGGGGAACGAGCAUAGGAAGUGCCCUUGAUUAUGCCCGAAUGUAUUCCUUUAAUUCUUCCCGCGGAGCAAGAAAUGAUUCGGCAAAAAUUGUAGUUCUGAUCACCGAUGGACAAAGUUCACUUUCCAACCAGCCUGACCAACUAAAAGCAAUCGGGGUCACGAUAUUUUGCGUCGGGGUAGGAACUGGAAUAAAUUCAGUUGUUCUAAGAUCCGUUGCCACGCACAACGACUAUACGUACCUGACCACGUUUGAUCUACUACCAUUGUUAACGAACGAAUUGUCGAACGGGACCUGCGCCGAUGACAUUAACGAUUGCUUAAGUGAGCCUUGUCUUAAUGGAGGGACAUGUGAAGAUCAAUUUGGAAAAUAUGUGUGUCACUGUCUGGCCGGAAACACAGACCCUAACUGCUAUGUCCCGGGCCUACCAAAUGUAACGUUAGGAUCCAGUCUUACAGUAUAUUUUGGAUCGUCCGCCAUACUCAAUUGUUACGUGAUAAGCACGACAACUGUGUCUUCUGUUACAUGGCACUACCAGAAAAACGGCGUCACAACCACCAUAGAUACUGGUAAUACAACUAAAUAUAGCGGCGGCACCGUAGGGACACCCUCUCUUACCGUAAAGAACGUGAAGAUUGAAGAUAUAGGAAACUAUAGAUGCUUGGCCCAAAACUCAGCAGGGAUAGGUCAAAGCGCAUCAAUGAUAUUUCUAGAUUUGCGACGUGGUUCUCCUGUUUUAUCCACGAUAAGUACACAUUACGCUGUCAACGCUAGUGAUAGCGUGUCCCUGUCUUGCAAUUUUGCCUCCAGUUACCCUCCUGUUGUUGAAGUAAGUUGGUAUAAAGAUGAUGUAGCAAUAAAUCCAGUGCCUAAUGGUAAAUACUCUGGCGGAACAAUUUAUUCUCCAAACCUCAACAUAUCGAAUUUCCAGCGAGAAGACCAAGGUUUCUAUCACUGUUCUGUGCAUAACCAUUAUGGAUCAAGUAAUAGCUCGGACAUGGCAGUUUAUUUAUUUGGAGAUGUACCUGCAGUAUUAGUGGGAACAAACAUCACUGACGGAUUUAGCCAUACUGUCACUAUUCCUUGUCAAGUGUUUGGUUUUGGUGUCACUAGAGUUUUCUGGGGAGCACAACUCCAGGGUCAGGAAAACGAGACAGAAAUAGACAUGUCCUCAUCAAAAUAUUACGGUUCUACUAUAUAUUACCCAUCCUUAACAAUUUACAGUUUUAGCUCAUCAGACAAUGGUAACUACAGAUGUUAUGCAAACAGCUCUAACGGUAUUGGUUACAGCACACCAGUCAAUGUAAACAUAGUUGGGCGUUACAUUGUACUGAACUCAACCAGCUACACUGUAAACAAGAGUGAUGACGUCAAACUUUCCGUAUAUGUUUAUUCCAACCUCAAUCUUUUAAGUUUAUCUUGGCAGAGGAGUUAUUUGUCUUACUUUAAUAACUUGAAUACAACAUCCAAGGACAAAUACGAGGGUGGUACACUUGAUUCUCCGUCCCUCAUCAUUCGUAACGUUAGCAAAGAGGAUGAUGGGUAUUAUCGUCUAAAUGUGUCUAACGCUGAUGGCACAACUAUAAGUUCGAGCAUUUACCUAAAUGUUAUUGUUCACAGCAGAUUCUCUGGUGGAUUGAUCAACGACCCCUCACUGACUAUUAACAGUGUCCGUGGGGUAGAUGCUGGAUAUUUUAGAUUCAACGCAACAAAUAUAGAUGGCACAAGGAGCAUAACGUUUUAUUUGAGUUUAAACCUCCGUUUGCCUUCAGUAACUACUGGUACAAGAAAUUUCUACAUGUAUUCUGGUGGAAAUGUCACAUUUGAAGUCAAUAUUACAUCAUUAACUACUUUGUUAUCGGUAAAAUGGGAAAAACAAAAUUCCUCCUAUCCGUACAAUUACUAUACACUGAAUACGACAGAUGACCAAAGAUUUGAUGGUGGCCAAUUAGGAUCACCUGAUAUUGUCAUAAAGAAUAUAUUGGUUACAGACAAAGGCAAUUACAGGUGUGCAGUGGAAAACAGCGACGGUGUUAGAUAUAGCUCAUCGUUUUAUUUAUCCGUCACUCCUAGGCUUCCGUCAAUAUCAACGGGGACAACGUAUUUCUACAUCGAGAGAGGAACGAACAUAACUCUUUCACUCAGCUACACAUCCGUUCUUAACGUCACUUCAGUAGUUUGGGAGAAAAGAAAUUCAUCCGUAUCCACAUUUGAUCCAAUUGAUAUAGUGAACGAUGGAAGAUAUAUCGGAGGGACCAUCGACUCACCAUCACUAAAUAUAACCGGUAUAUCGUUGGAGGACGAUUACACGUACUAUCGAUGUAAGGUUUCAAACGUGGAUGGGGAUAGAUACAGCAGGCAGUUUGCAAUAUAUGUUAAACGAUACCGACCAACAAUAUCAGUGUACUGGAGAUAUUCUGUCUACACAGGAGAAAAUGUCACACUGCAGACAAGUAUCACAUCCUCACUGAUAGUUACAAAUGUCACCUGGGAGAGAAGAAACAUCAGUACACUUUUGUUCGAAAUUAUUGAUUUCUCUUCUGAUAAUCGAUAUUCCGGUGGCGAUAUUAAUUCGCCAUCGCUGACAAUAACAGAUAUCACUGUAAAUGAUGAGACUUAUUACCGUGUUAGCGCCACAAACGACGAUGGUACUUCAACAAGCUCCGUCUUCAUUGAUGUCGUGUUACGUCCUCCAUCUAUUUCAUUAGAAUCUAGCUAUAGUAUUUAUUCCGGUGAAAACCUAACUCUUGAAACAAUCAUCACGUCCUUCCUGCCAAUCACCAAUGUGACAUGGGAAAGAAAAAACACCAGCACAUACGUCUACGAACUUAUCAAAAUACUGUCAGAUAAUCGUUAUAUUGGUGGAGAAAUUCUAUCACCAUCACUGACGAUUAUACGUGUGGAUCUGACGGAUGAAAUGUAUUACCGGGUUGCAGCUGUUAACAAUGAUGGGAUAACAACGAGAACAGUUUAUGUUGAUGUCAUCCCACGUCUGCCUGUGAUAUCAGUUAGCGAAACGUCAAUUGCGGCCAAAACAAGAUCUAGCAUCACCCUUCACAUCAAUUAUACUUCGGGACCGAAAAUGAGGUCAGUCACCUGGGAAAAACGAAGUACUACCUAUCCAUAUGCAUUUCAUACAGUAAAUAUUACUAUCAAUGAUCGGUACAACGGUGGCACAAUCGAUAGACCAAAUCUUGAGAUCGCCCAUGCAGUAUUUGAAGACAGUGGUUAUUAUCGAUGUAAAAUUGUCAACGACGAUGGAAUGUCAACAACUCCUUUGUUUGACGUCAAACUUCAAAAACAACUUGCAACUAUAAAUGUAUCCGUCACAUCAUACACAGCAAAUCAAGGUGACAAUCUUACCUUGUCUGUAAUCCUGUCUGGCACUGAGAUUAACUCGACGAUAGUAUGGGAGAAAAAAGGCAUCCAAGAUUCGUCGUUUACAGUAAUCGACAUAUCGUCAAAUGAGAGAUACGAAGGGGGAUCUUUGGCAUUUCCCUCGUUAUCUUUAUGGAACAUCACCCACGAUGAUUUUGGAUAUUAUCGAUGUAAGGUCACUAACGUUGAUGGAAUGACGACAAGUACAUCGAUACAGGUCAGCUUAGAAGAUUCAUCUAAUUCUAGUUGUGACAAAUUGAGCUGCGGGGGUUUUAGAGAAUGUGGAAAUCUAUAUUUCAUUUAUUAG
This is a messenger RNA of Saccostrea echinata, 3990 nucleotides long. RefSeq names its product titin-like. The transcript has 15 exons. Lineage: Eukaryota; Metazoa; Mollusca; Bivalvia; Ostreida; Ostreidae. Gene Ontology annotation, molecular function: calcium ion binding. Bases 4 to 3990 code for a protein of 1328 amino acids. The record is from RefSeq and is a predicted model, not a curated record.